AUGUUCACUUUUUGUCCACUACAGGGCGCCCUAUCGGACUCUUCCGCUUCGCAAUCCCUUCUUGAGCUCGACGGCGGUGUCAAGGUGCUGGUUGAUCUAGGAUGGGACGAGACUUUUGAUGUAGAAAAGCUCAAAGAAAUUGAGAAACAAGUAACAACUCUAUCGCUCAUCCUCGUCACACAUGCGACAGCUUCACAUCUCGCUGCCUACGCCCACUGCUGCAAAAACAUUCCUCAGUUCACGCGCAUCCCUGUAUAUGCAACACGGCCUGUUAUUGACCUCGGCCGCACCCUCAUACAAGAUCUUUACACCUCGAGUCCCGCCGCGGCGACAACGAUUCCUCAGAGCUCCCUUACCGAGAGUGCCUACUCGCUUACUCAAACGGCUACAACUGCGCAAAACCUCCUUCUACAGUCGCCAACCAACGAAGAGAUUGCUCGAUACUUCUCCCUUAUCCAACCUCUCAAAUACUCACAACCUCAUCAACCUCUACCGUCGCCCUUUUCACCGCCUCUCAAUGGUCUGACGAUUACAGCGUACAACUCGGGACAUACUCUUGGUGGCACAAUAUGGCAUAUUCAGCAUGGCCUCGAGUCAAUCGUCUACGCAGUGGAUUGGAAUCAAGCGCGUGAGAAUGUUUUCGCUGGUGCCGCAUGGCUAGGUGGUGCCGGAGGAGGUGGCGCUGAAGUUAUCGAGCAACUAAGGAAACCAACUGCUCUAAUUUGCAGUAGCCGUGGUGCUGAUCGGACCGCACAGCCUGGAGGUCGCGCCAAAAGAGACGAGCAGCUUAUAGAUACAAUCAAGGCCUGUGUUACACGAGGAGGAACGGUACUGAUACCUGUGGACUCAAGCGCCAGAGUCCUGGAACUUUCAUACCUUUUAGAACAUGCCUGGAGAGCCGAUGCUGCUUCUGAGGGAGGCGUGCUGAAGGCAUCUAAGCUCUAUCUGGCCGGUCGCAAUAUGUCAAGUACCAUGCGAUAUGCUAGAAGUAUGCUGGAAUGGAUGGACGAUAGUAUCGUGCAGGAGUUUGAAGCUUUUGCUGAAGGGCAGCGAAAGGUUAACGGCGCAAGCGAUAAGAAGGAGGGCGGACCAUUCGACUUCAAAUAUCUACGACUGCUCGAAAGAAAGGCCCAGAUUGCGCGGUUGCUCAGCCAGAACAUCGAGAACGCCGGGACAGAAGGCCGUGUUAUCUUGGCGAGCGACAGCAGUAUUGAAUGGGGUUUCUCCAAGGAUUUGAUCAAGGGCUUGGCGCAAGACUCGAGGAACUUGGUCAUUCUGACAGACAAGCCGGGCCUGUCCAAGAACGAUAAGCCAUCUAUCGCGAGAACACUAUGGGACUGGUGGAAGGAGCGAAAAGAUGGUGUAUCGGUGGAACGAAACAGUAAUGGAGAUAAUAUUGAGCUUGUCUAUGCUGGUGGAAGAGAGCUGGAGAUUCGUGAGCCUCAGCGUCAUGGGCUGGAGGGAGAUGAACUAGCACUCUACCAACAAUGGCUUGCAACUCAAAGACAGCUUCAAGCAACCCAGCAAAGUGGAGGCGCAGCAGGACUCGAGGCAGCGGCAGAUGUUGUGGAUGACGCUUCAUCCGAGUCAUCUUCCGACUCAGAAGACGAGGAUGGCGAACAGCAAGGCAAAGCGCUAAACGUAUCGACAGCUAUUGCUCAAGCCGGCCGCAAGAACGUCGUUCUCAAGGACGAAGACCUUGGUAUCAACGUGCUCAUUAAGAAGAAGGGUGUGUACGACUUCGAUUCCCGGGGCAAGAAGGGUAGAGAGCGCACAUUCCCUAUCGCCAUUCGAAGAAAGCGACAAGACGACUUUGGAGAGCUCAUUCGCCCUGAAGACUAUCUGCGUGCCGAGGAGAAGGAGGAAGAGGGUCAGGAUAAUGCCAAUACAGAGGCCGCUGACGACAAACUUGGCAAGAAGCGUAGAUGGGACGAUGUUGCAAAGAAUGGGAUCGGUAAUAACAAGCGACCACAAGCCAUGCGGGCUGGUUCUGCCGAUGGCGAAGAGGUUGGAGCCGGUGAUGGUGCCGGCUUCAUUCCUGACGAGCUUGACACUGUCGAGGAUGCUGAGUCUGAAGAACCUAUAGGUCCAUGCAAGCUGUCGUACCAGACCGAGACCGUCCAGGCCAAUAUGCGCAUUGCCUAUGUAGACUUCAGCGGUCUGCAUGAUAAGCGAAGUCUCAACAUGUUGAUUCCCCUCAUUCAACCCCGAAAACUUAUUCUUGUCGGUGGUGAACGCGACGAAACUCUCUCACUCGCUGAAGAUUGCCGUCGAGCAUUGGGAGGCGACAGCAGCAAUCCGGAUAAUUCGGGUAGCGAGCGCUCUGUUGACGUAUAUACCCCUGAAGUGGGCGUCGUUGUUGACGCUAGCGUUGAUACCAACGCCUGGGUUGUCAAGCUGGCGGAUCCUCUGGUCAGGAAAAUCAAGUGGCAGAACGUCCGCGGUCUAGGUAUCGUCACCAUCACAGGGCAGCUUCUCGCCACACAUCUCAACGAAGCUGCAGCUGCAGACGAGGAGGCUGCCAACAAGCGUCAAAAGACUGAAGAGGCUCCUUCAACUACAACUGUUACUACGACAGCCGCGGCUAUCCCCUCGGCCACACCCGUCCUCGAUGUUCUUCCUGCAAACCUCGUCUCCGCUGUCCGCUCAGCAGCUCAGCCACUACACGUUGGUGACCUUCGCCUUGCUGAUCUACGCCGCGCCAUGCAGUCCGCUGGUCACACAGCCGAGUUCCGUGGUGAAGGUACACUGGUUGUUGACGGUACCGUGGCCGUUCGCAAGACAGCCAUGGGACGUGUUGAGGUCGAGAGUGUAGGUAUGCCAACCGCACGGAGAAGCACCUUCUAUGAGGUACGCAAGAUGAUAUACGAUAAUUUGGCGGUUGUGGCCGGUGCCUAA
This is a messenger RNA of Fusarium coffeatum, 2898 nucleotides long. RefSeq lists its product as uncharacterized. The record is from RefSeq and is a predicted model, not a curated record. Bases 1 to 2898 code for a protein of 965 amino acids. Gene Ontology annotation, cellular component: mRNA cleavage and polyadenylation specificity factor complex. The transcript is spliced from 2 exons. Gene Ontology annotation, molecular function: RNA binding. Lineage: Eukaryota; Fungi; Ascomycota; Sordariomycetes; Hypocreales; Nectriaceae. Gene Ontology annotation, biological process: mRNA 3'-end processing by stem-loop binding and cleavage.